AUGCUGCUGAUCUUAUUGUCGCUUGCUGCUCUGAGUGCUCAACAGCAGUGGUCGCCAGAGGAUUACCCAAAUCCCCGAAAGGGUGGUUACAAGCAAUGUAAUAUGCGAUCAUCAAGUAACGUUUGUGAUCCAGACGAAGUGCUCAGCGAGUCAUCGCGAUAUCGAUUGAACAAUGAACUCACUAACUUGGCCCGAAGAACCGAAGCCGAAGGAAACACCUAUUGCACUAGGAAAGGCAUGGAUGCAGUGCUUGCUAUCACUCGACAGGUUUGUAGAUAG
Strongylus vulgaris is the source of this 279-nucleotide messenger RNA. The record is from the annotation of a GenBank genome assembly. NCBI's taxonomy places the organism in Eukaryota, Metazoa, Nematoda, Chromadorea, Rhabditida, Strongylidae.